CCCUCCCUUCCUCACGCCCUCGCUCCCUCCCGCCGCCGGCGCCCGCAGCCCCCGGCCGGACUUUGCUUUCGCCGCUCCAUCUCUCCUGGGCGCUGCUCGUCGCCCCCGGCCGUGCCCGCUGCUCCCGCCGUGCCGGGGCACCCGGGCCAGGGGCGGGACGGGGCUAUGAGCCGGGCGCCGGCGGCGCGGAGCCCAGCAGCACCGGCAGCGCCAGCAGCAGCCGCGGCCGCGGCGUAGGGCUCCGUGCCCGGGCGGCACCGGGACCGUCCCGCAGCGCCCGGCGGCUCCUCGGGGACAGCGCCUGGGCCGGAGCGGGGGUGUCUCCCCGGAGCCGGGGCAGCGGGGGUGGCRGCUGCGGGCGGGGGGGGACCGCCCCCCGAUGUGUGACAUGAUCGACUCGCAGUCCGCCGAGAAGAUCAGCAGGAUGAAAAAGUUGCGGAGAACUUUGUCGGAGAGCUUCGGCCGAAUAGCCUUGAAGAAGGAAGAUAGCAGCUUUGAUGAGAUAUGUGUCACAAAGAUGUCUACACGGAACUGCCAGGGAAUGGAUUCAGUGAUCAAACCUCUGGAUACAAUUCCUGAGGAUAAAAAAGUUCGGGUUCAGAGGACACAGAGCAGUUUCGAUCCAUUUGAGAAGCCAACUAAUCAAGUGAAGAGGGUUCAUUCCGAGAACAACGCYUGCAUUAACUUCAAAACUUCAUCUGCAGGGAAGGAAUCACCUAAAGUCAGGCGACACUCCAGCCCCAGCUCUCCUACAAGCCCUAAGUUUGGAAAAGCAGACUCAUAUGAAAAACUGGAAAAACUAGGGGAAGGGUCCUAUGCCACAGUAUACAAAGGAAAAAGCAAGGUAAAUGGAAAGCUGGUGGCAUUGAAGGUGAUUAGAUUACAAGAAGAGGAAGGAACCCCAUUUACUGCUAUCAGGGAAGCUUCUCUUUUGAAAGGAUUGAAACACGCAAACAUUGUGCUGCUUCAUGACAUCAUUCACACCAAGGAGACCUUGACACUUGUGUUUGAAUAUGUGCACACUGAUUUAUGUCAGUACAUGGACAAACACCCUGGAGGGCUUCAUCCAGAGAAUGUGAAGUUAUUUUUAUUUCAGUUGCUGCGAGGACUGUCUUACAUCCACCAGCGUUACAUUUUGCACAGGGACCUGAAACCACAGAAUCUUCUGAUCAGUGACACGGGGGAGUUAAAGCUGGCAGACUUUGGUCUCGCAAGAGCUAAAUCAGUUCCUAGUCAUACAUAUUCCAAUGAAGUKGUAACCCUAUGGUACAGGCCUCCAGAUGUCCUGCUGGGAUCCACCGAAUAUUCCACCUGCCUUGACAUGUGGGGAGUGGGUUGUAUCUUUGUAGAAAUGAUCCAAGGGGUUGCUGCUUUUCCAGGAAUGAAAGAUAUUCAAGAUCAACUUGAAAGGAUAUUUCUGGUACUUGGAACACCAAAUGAAGAUACGUGGCCUGGAGUCCACUCYUUACCCCAUUUCAAACCAGAACGGUUUACACAGUAUGGCCCUAAAAACCUUAGACAAGCAUGGAAUAAGCUGAGCUGUGUGAAGCACGCAGAAGAUCUAGCCUCCAAACUACUCCAGUGUUUCCCAAAGAACAGAUUGUCAGCACAGGCAGCUCUGAGCCACGAGUACUUCAGUGAUCUGCCCCCACGGCUAUGGGAGUUAACUGAUAUGUCUUCUAUUUUUACUGUACCGAAUGUAAGAUUACAGCCAGAGACUGGAGAAGGCAUGAGAGCCUUUGGAAAAAACAAUAGUUAUGGCAAAGGUGUAUCAAACAGCAAACAUUGAAGAAUACCUAUGUUCACAACUGAUAUUACAGGAUUAAAUUUACCAGGUUGGAGGAGGGAAACAAAAACCUAAUGAGGAGGCCAACACCAGGAAGGAACCACGGCCUGUUUCCUUUCUUUCUCUAUGGUGGAUUUCACUCAAAAGAAAAUUGAAGCUGGCAAGACCCUGUUUUCCCCUGCAAUUUAUUUAAAACCUUGCACGCAUUUGGAUACCUUGUGAUUUCAGAGAACUAUGUGAAGAUUAAGCUUUUGCUUACUGAUACAUGGCAUGUACUCUUUCAGUCUUUUGUGUUUGAUUUUGUUCAAUUUUCCACUGCAGUGCUGCAUCUUUGUAAGAAUUUUAAUGCUUCCACCAGCAAUGUCUUAAAUACUUUCAGACAACACAUUUGGUGUUCACACUUCAGUAACAACUGUACRCAAAGAGCCAACAGUGGCAUAAAGGACUGUGUGUUUUCUUUGAGGGUUGUGCAUCGUUUGCAACCAAUGGGAAGGGAAUAUUUCAAGUGGGAAUAUUUCUUCCCAGAGCAAGCCCAACUUGUCAGAUCAGCUGACAAUUACAGCACCUUGCCACUCUUCCUCAAGYGUUGUUGGGUUAUUUAUUUUUUCAUUAUCCCCUCAGACCAUUCAUAUCAAUUUAAAAACAUGGCAAUAAUUGCAUGUUUACUUCAGUACUCUAAAUUUGGUUACUCUGCUUAAGCUAUGUAGCAUGCCAGUUUUCAAAAUAGGCCUGUGAGAAGGACAAAGCAAAAAUGAUGAGAUGUAUGCAGCUGACAGAUAUAUGAAUUCUUUAUGGUUUUAUUCCCUUCAAGAAUAUAUCUUUCUUUUAUGGGUCUUGGCUAACAUCUCUAUGUUUUUCCUCACCAGUUAUCUUUUGGAAUAUUUUCUUGAAAACAGAGAUGAAAAUGUUCUGUUUAAUUCAUGGCAGAUACUGAGGUACGGAAAAAAUUACGUUGAAUGAGCCAUUAAAUCUAGCUGUGUUUACUUUGCCACGUACAAAGCAAGGUGGAGAAUUCUUCUCAUCCCAGACUGUUUGCUGUUUCACACCAAAGCACCUUUUGAGUUAUUUUCCAUAGGUAUUCUGAGCUGAUUGGAAGGCACUAUGUGAUCCUUAGUCUUUAGAUAGGUUUUCUGAAUGAAUCAUUCAAAUGCAAACUUUGCAAGAAACUAAGUUGUGUGUGUGAUUUUAGAAAAGGAAACCCCUGGUACAUUUUGGCUGGGGAGAGCAUUGUGUUCAGGGGUGUGAAAAAUCUGCCCUCUUUACAAUGUUUUGCAUUCAGAGAGGACAGGGUAUGGUGCAAAAAUCACUGUUGAGUUAUAGUCCUGCUUGGACAGAAACACUUGCUAGGCAAUAUUAUUCUACACAUAAAUUUGAYAUCCUUUGCUUGCUGGAUGCAUUGAAUUACAUUUUAAGGAAGUGUGGUAACGCUUUGGUUAGCUUUCAGUGUUUAAAAGGAGGGAAAGGAUUUGUGCUACUGCCAUCUUAUUAAACUCCAACAGUGUUUAAUAGGAAAAAGACACCCAAUAAGGCAAAUCCUUGAAUGCACAAGUAGCUACAAAAGGUCUCUUAAUGAACUAGGACAGGAGUCUACACUUUCAAAGAAGUGAACCAUGGAAAUAUUCUCAAUAUUUGCACAGCCAUUAAAAGACCAUUUUCCCCAAUGACAUCUCUGUUUCAGGAUCUGCUAAAAGCCAUCUGAAAGCCACUUUCAGUCACAAUCCUAUUUAGAACUUAGUACAGUUUUCCCCCAGUGUUUAUAAGGGGAAAAGUGACCACUGAACUUCUGAAUUUAUCACACACUGAAACUGCCUUAGACGUGGUUUGUUUGGGUUUCAUGUUUCUUUUUUGUUUUGUAAGAGAAAAGUCUUUUAUACAUUAUCUUUGCUACUUAAAUYGUGUGCAGUUUGAUGAUUAAAAUUAGCUAUUUUUAGAAAAAAAAAAAAACUUGCUGCAAAAUCUGAAGAAUUUUUGAAAAUGUAACAGACAUUUUGAUUAGGAAUAUAAGGGUAGUUUCAUAGAUGCUUCUACUUGACACCUUAAAUUUGAAGGCAAGCAAUUAUACUGCUCAUCUAACCAUCUGAAGGUUUAAUAUAGAGAGUAAUUCCCCAACUGUUCCCACAAGCCUAGCACAUUACUAUCCAUAGUGACUCACACAGUGUUUGCUUAAGGGGUGUGUGUGUGUGUGUGUGGGUGGGUGCGUGUGAACACACAUGUGCGCGUGAGAUUAUCUUCUCUGUCCCAUUCCCACUUUUAAGCAACCACUGAAAUAAAAUUGGUCCAAAAAUCUUCAAACCCAAUUAAUUGCCUGAAGGUAAGUUCAUAARUAUCUAGGUUUCUAAAUAGCAACUUGAUCUUCAGCAGUAAUGAGGUUAUCUCAGCUGCUGAUCAAUAAGGAGUGACCAGGGUCUCUUAGUUCUGCCCCUACUUUCCAGGCACCCCAACUGUCUGUGGUGUCUUGGUUUUGCUGCUCUCCCAAGGAGGCUCAGGGCACUGGGGAUGUUCUCCAGGCACUGAGGAGACCUAGGCUCAGCAGGAUGGUGCUUUUCACAUGAGCACUGUAAAUUAAUCUUCUGGAAUAUCAAAUCUGCUGGGAAAUAUCAAGGKUUUUUUGAGAAAGUAGAAGCUCCUUUGUCCAGGGAACUAACAGCUGAAAAUACAGUCUUACUUUCCUCUUCUCCCUUCCAGCAGAGCCCUUACCUGCAUGGUUAGCUCAACUGACACCCAUCAUUUAGGACCCCCAGACAGCUGCCCACCUCUCCAGCUGUUUUCACAGAAUGGACUGUUUAAACCCCAUCAAUGCUCUUGAGACAGCUUCAGCAAAGAUGAGUAGUGUUACUCUCUAUUCUUCUCAUCCUUCCCAAGUCAGUUCCCCAAAGAAUCUUCARAGUCAAGAAGUAGCCCAGCCUUCCAGAUGUGCUGUGGGUGCCUAGAACAUGGCAUUCCACAUUGUCAGCAGUCAACAGUUGGCUUUAGUGACCAGUAGUCUCUGGGGCACAGUCCUGGAGAAACUGUGGGACUUGCUCAGUCAGUAGCCAGCAGCAGCAUAACUUGAAUAUUCCUACCACUUGGCUGAGACCCCGUAGAUCUUUCCUGGUGAUACUUGAGAGGAUGUGGCUUUGCUGCAAGAUGGGAGAGCAGCCACAGGGCAGCAGAUACAGCAGGCAGAUAAAAGGGGGAGGGUAUGUUCUGACUCUGUAUGGGAUCUGAUACUAAGUGAAGGGGGAAGGGAAGAUGGUGAUAGAGAUGGUCUGCAUGAUACAGACAGUCCUUACAAGUUCAAGUUCACAGAACCUGACUUUACAAGUCAACCAGCUGGAGAUGGUUCAGUCCUCUCUCCUGCUGGGUUCAGAGCAGCUCUAAUCCACACCCAGCAGGCACCACCCAGACAGGACACUCCAAUAGUUCUGACAUUACAUUACUGUAUGGUGUCCUGGAUCAGUUGGKUCCUUUUAAUUCUCACUCUUAUUUUUAAUCAGAACCAUGUCUUAGGACAAGUCAUCAGUACAAAAAUCUGCAGUAAAUUCCAUCUGCAGUAGACAGAGGCACAGGGAGGUUUGCUUUCUCAUUGGCAUGUAGGGGUUCUGCACUUCAGACCCCUAGGCAGAAAAAUUAARAUAAAUAAAUAAAUCUCUGUGGAUUGGUGGGUGAUGUACACCCCUGUGUCAGUGCACACAACCAAAUGUGUAGUUAAAUGCUCUGAUAUGCUCAUAUACAAAAUAUUCAUCUGUGAAUAUUACUGGGUUUGUAAUCUUUGUUAUAUAAAAGGUUUAGGCUGUACAGACUGGGGAGCAAAAUGCAGAUACCCCAUAUAAACAGAAUUAGGUUGCAUUACUGAGAAUAACAAUACUCUCCUCUACCAGCAUUUAGGUGGAGUGACUGUAUGUUACUGCCUUGCAUUUUUUACAUAAGCAAAAAAUCUAAAAGUAAAGGAUGCACUAMUAAUUCCCAUCCCCCAAAAUACAUUUCAAUGGUGCUGCAUACAAAAUUCCUGCUUGCCAGCUUCCAUGCGGAUUUUUGUAUGGUGCACUAAGAGGUGUUCUUUUUUUAACAAAUAAAAAAGGGGAGGGCUGGUACAUGGAAACAAUGUUAAUGUAAUUAAAUAUAUAUAUACUUCAGAAGAACAGCAUAGUAAGCAGUACAGUAAAAUAAAUGUCGCAUUAUUUGUUACACCUUGUAAUUUGUCUGUAUUAUGAAAGAUGUAAUGGUUUGUCAGCUGUAACUGUUGUUUUCUUGUAACAUCAUAUUGAAUAAAGUGUAGCAGAAUCUCUCUUCUCCUUUGUACAUGUGAUCUAGACCUAACCAACAGAAUAAAGCCUUUUUCCUUUUUGUUCUCCAGAAACCGAACAGGGAAAUGGUUGUAAACAAGAGAUUUUUAAGGAAUGAAAAGUACUUGGAAGCAGGCAGGCACUAGAACAGUAAUUAGUUGAAAAGAUUAUUCACUGGUUCAGUCAAACAUGAACUUCAUCAAAACUACAAGGCAGUGCUGACUACACAGG
This is a messenger RNA of Malurus melanocephalus (red-backed fairy wren), 6282 nucleotides long. It is a transcript of the gene CDK14, whose product is annotated as cyclin dependent kinase 14. Bases 380 to 1789 code for a protein of 469 amino acids. Gene Ontology annotation, cellular component: nucleus; cytosol; cytoplasm. The transcript has 15 exons. Lineage: Eukaryota; Metazoa; Chordata; Aves; Passeriformes; Maluridae. The record is from RefSeq and is a predicted model, not a curated record. Gene Ontology annotation, biological process: protein phosphorylation. Gene Ontology annotation, molecular function: cyclin-dependent protein serine/threonine kinase activity; ATP binding; cyclin binding.